AUGCUCGUCUCCAACCUGCUGAAGAGGCGCCUCAUCUGGCUCCCAGAUGCCAUCGUCACCACCGACGCCAAGGUGGCCGUCUUUAGGGCCUUGAAGGAAGCCCUCGCAUAUACAUAUCCAUAUAGUGGGGAUGAGUAUUACCGCUUCACCAGCGGCACAGCUGCGUUGCGCAGGCAAGGUUUAUGUCACCUCGAGUGGGCGUACGAUGUUUACAGGGAUGGCGCCGCCACGGUGAUCAUGGUGUGGCAUGUCGCGACCGCGCUGUUUGAGACAAGUUACCGGCAGCAGAAGCACCCGCUACCACCAUACGGCCAGGCUGCCCUGACGCUGUCGAGGUACUGCGUGUACCUUGUGGCCUACGAGCCGGGGCUCCUACCGGACGACGAGGCAUGGGCGAAGAAGGUGUACAAGGACACGGUGACGGAGCUCAAUAGCUUAUUCCGCAGCUGCUCCACCGCCGUGCACCGCCGCGAGGCCCUGAUGAUACGCCGCGAGGCCCUGAUGAACUUCUCACCGGCUGGGGAGGAGGAGGAAAAGUCGGUCAUAGCCAAGGGUGUCAAAUUGGCGAAGCAGCUGGUGGGCAUAGAGCGAACGGAGUAUGGACCCAGCACCAGCAACAUCGCCGAUGACAACAUGCGCGAGGACGAGAAGGUGUGGAGGAUGCUGCUCGAGUUCUGGGCGGAGCUGCUCGUGUUUGCUGCGUGCAGGCCGACGGCAGGGCCAGAGGCGCACGCGCGAGCACUGGCCAAUGGCGGUGAGUUCAUCACCCACAUAUGGACCAUGCUCACCCAUGCCGGCAUCCAGGUCCCCAAGAGGCGCCGGGAGGAGCAGGCGUGCUAUGGAGUCUGA
This is a messenger RNA of Hordeum vulgare subsp. vulgare (domesticated barley), 849 nucleotides long. RefSeq lists its product as uncharacterized. The record is from RefSeq and is a predicted model, not a curated record. The transcript has a single exon. Bases 1 to 849 code for a protein of 282 amino acids. Lineage: Eukaryota; Viridiplantae; Streptophyta; Magnoliopsida; Poales; Poaceae.